AUAGUAACAGUGAGGUAGUUCCCCUUCGGCCCAGCGGGGGCGCUGUGGCGCUGCUGCGACACCAGCAUCGACUGUCGGCGCUGUGUGAUGUGAACAGUCUAAUCAUAAUGGCGACUGCUGAAGCGGCAGACUCGGCAUCUACUGGCCCGACAGGGACCAGCAGCAUCAGAAAAAUGGCCCCUUCCGAGAUGCCUGGCUCUUCUGGCACAACUCAGAGUAUGAAGAAAACCAUUGGACACCGCGGCGUUGAGACCACCACAGGAGAGACCACCUAUAAAAAGACCACAUCAUCUGCACUGAAAGGUGCAAUCCAGCUGGGCAUCGCUCACACAGUUGGCAGCUUAAGCCAGAAGGCAGAGAGGGAUGUUCUCAUGCAGGACUUUGUCGUGGUCGAAAGCAUCUUCUUUCCUAGUGAAGGCAGUAACCUUACCCCUGCUCAUCACUACAGUGACUUUCGCUUUAAGACUUAUGCGCCCAUCGCCUUUCGCUACUUCAGAGAGUUGUUUGGCAUUCGACCAGAUGACUACCUGUAUUCCCUGUGUAACGACCCACUGAUUGAGCUGUCUAACCCCGGCGCCAGUGGCUCUCUCUUCUACGUCUCUAGUGAUGAUGAAUUUAUCAUUAAAACUGUUCAACACAAAGAGGCUGAGUUCCUCCAGAAACUCCUGCCUGGAUACUUCAUGAAUAUAAACCAAAACAAGCGCACCCUGCUGCCCAAGUUCUACGGAUUGUAUUGUGUUCAGGCGGGGGGCAAGAAUAUUCGUAUUGUAGUCAUGAACAAUCUUUUGCCUCGCAUCGUCCCCAUGCACCUCAUAUAUGACCUCAAGGGCUCUACCUACAAAAGACGAGCUUCUCCUAAGGAGAGAGAAAAAGCUGCUCCCAUUUAUAAAGAUCUGGACUUUAUCCAGGACCUGCCAGAUGGACUGCUGAUGGAACCUGAUAAUUUCAAUGCCCUAUGCAAGACUAUACAGAGGGACUGCUUGCUUUUACAGAGUUUCAAAAUCAUGGAUUACAGUCUGUUGAUGGGCAUCCACAACAUGGACCAGGCCUGUCGGGAGCGUACUGGAGGUCCUACCGGAGACAGCGUUGGUUCAGAGGGAGCGGUAACUCCCGACCAGCGGCGGCCACAAGCCCAGAAAAGUCUAUACUGUACAGCUAUGGAAUCGAUCCAGGGGGAGGCUCGAGGGAAGGGAGUUUUGGAUUCAGAAGACCACAUGGGUGGUAUUCCAGCUCGUAGUAAUAAAGGAGAGAGGAUGCUGAUCUACAUUGGCAUCAUUGAUAUUCUUCAGUCCUACAGGUUUAUUAAGAAGCUGGAGCACUCCUGGAAAGCCUUGGUCCAUGAUGGGGACACUGUUUCAGUUCACAGGCCUGGCUUUUAUGCAGAGCGUUUUCAACAAUUUAUGUGCAACACAGUGUUCAAGAAGAUUCCAUUGAAACCAUCACCAUCGAAGAAGAGCCGUGGUGGAGGUCAGGGAGGGCUUAGAAGGGCCCCUACCCUGGGUGCCCCUACCCCUCUCUCCCAUGCAAUGGGACAGUCGUCUACUGACUCCAGACUUGUUUACCACAGCCACUUUAAAAGCACAGAUUCCGAGGCUGACAGUGGCAUGCACUCAGGCAAACCGGAUCUGGUUCCCAGGACACCUCUGCUAAUAGACAACCCUGCUGACGGUGAUGCUAACUUGUCCACCUCCUCGCUAGGCAGCACAGGAGUGGCCUGCACCUCCCCUGCUCUGAGGUCUGUAGGAGUGGAAGUGCACAAAUCAGCAAACACAGACCAUGACCAUGGUGCUUCCUACAGCUUGGGUGCAGAAGGGACUGCAGAUUAUUCCAUCAACCUAUCUGGAAUCGAAGAUAUAGUUUCACUGUCAGACAUAGUCCCUGAAACUAACAUUUAAAGAACAGAGACGGUGCUAGAUGAAGGUUCUGGACAAGGCGCGGUGGAUACAUGCAAGGAUAGAAUGCUAACAUCACCCAACCACUCGAGAUCCUUCACCCUCCACCUCUGGCGCUUUCUCACCUCAGUAUUUAUAGAUAUUGCUGGAUGACGCAGGGAGGUGAAGUGGUGACAGUGAGGAAAGCAGUGGUGAGAAGAUGGAGAAGAUGAUGUGCGGUAUGCUUUCCCAGGCAUCAGCACGGUUCGCACAUACUUGUUUCCACUUGUACCAAUGCUUAAGGGGGGGUGCAUGAUGCAGAGUUUACAUAACGGGGAAUACCAUAAUAAGCAAAAUAUAUAAUUGUAUAUUGUAAAAAGUUCCUGUUACCAGGUGGUGAAAGCAGUCACAUCCUUCAUAAAUAGCCAGUCAUCGUUGCCACCGUUCGCAGCAUGAAGAGAUGCGAGUGGGCACAGCCUGUUCAACAGGAACACACACGCUUAACUGCACAUGAUGGGCAUAGCCUGCAUUUGUGGGUGUGAAUAUUUUUUCGUGUGUUCAUGCACAGUCUAAGUGGGUUCACAUUUUCGUGACUCAUAGUGUUCCUCUCUUACUGCACAUCCAGUUCUCCUGUGCAGUCUUGAGCUAUCGAAGGUAAUUUUUCACAUCAACACUUGCUGCUGUUGACUCUGAUCAUAUAUGCAUUUGUUUUAACUGAUUGUGGAUGUACAAUAUUUGUUAUAAUUCAGAUUCUGAAAUGGUAAAGCAAAGAAUUGAACCAGACCAGUAUGGUAAUGUUUUAUGUUAUAAGUUAUUCUGCUGGAAGCUACAGUAGUGCUGGAGAGGUCUAAGUACAUCUUUCCACUGCCGAAUGUACUUAACAAUACAAUGUUUUUCUUAUAUAGAAUGUGUGUUAUUAACAUGGCAAAUCACAUUUCAACAACCCUGAAGAUCUACCCCUCUGAUGACCAUGUGUGCUGAAGUAUAAAUGAAUACAAAGAGCUGCCAGUACAUGAUAUUGGAAGUCAUGGAUUUAAGUUGAUGGACUCAUAACCAUUUCAAUCUGCUGUUUAUCUUCUGUCAUGUCUGUGCCUUUACAUGUGCGUCUCACCUCUAUCAUGUAUUUUAUAACUGACAUUUUUAUCAUAAGUUAGUGUUUUAUUGCGCAGUGAAACCUGCCUUAUCACUACAGCUGAGGUCCUCAUACUGCCAUUUGGAUGCCUCGAACAGUCAAGCAGUUGUUAGGGUUUGAACGAAUUUAUACAUAAGUUCUUUCCUUUUUGUUUAUUUCAAUGUCAAGAUACCUUUGUCCAAAACUUCAGCAAAAAUCUUUUGACUCUUUGACAUCAGAUUAAGGAUUGUCUUUUAGUAUUCCUUUUUUCUAUCAGUAAUAGCACAUCUACUCUUGGACCAGUAUUGCUAAUGUUGUAUACAUUUUAUUUGUAUGUAGUCCUAUUUAUUUUUGUUUUUUUGAUGCACUAAACCUGUGCGAGACUUUGGCCCCGUGAGAUAUUUCUGAUACAGAAAUUCACUACCUGGUAAUGCCUCAUUGCAUGUGGUCUAUGCAGUGGGGAGAAGAAAAAGGGGGAAAUGUGAGUGUAGAAAAUGUGUUAUUCCUGUUCAUCAAAGCAAAGUUGAGGAUUUAGGAGUUUUUUGUGUUUAAAGCCAGUUGUGGCACCAAAGAAAAGAGUUCCUGUAAAUGUUAAGGAUCCAUUACAGUUAAUGUGAAAUUAAACUACGGACUCCUGCACAUGUGCAUAGAUGAAUAGGUUGUUUAUGUUAAGAACACUGGGUUGAUCCGUGUGUUGAAGGCUUCUUUUUUAAGUGGAUGUACUGAACUAUUUCAUGUAGAUUUAUCGGACAUACAUCUGUUCACUGUUAAAGUUUAUUUUUUACUUAGAAUUAGAAAGGAAGCAGUUGUGCUUUGAAUAAUGUCCAGAUGAAUCUCCACAUUCCUGUGACUGAAAAGUUUUUUUUUUUUUGUUUAUGUUUUUUUUAAAUUGUGGUAGCCACUACAGCCCAUUGUUCACCAACUGUGUAGUUGGAAUAAUUGACUUGAAAUGUUUCUGUCAUGUUGAAAUAUAAACUACAGAUUAUCAACAAUUUAAGAUUAAUUUAAAAGGAUAAGAGAAAAGGACAGACACUCCAACUGCUUUCAAUUAGACAAUUCCAAGCUAUUUACCUAGAUUUGGUUUGUGUUUUUUUUAAAUUUGUAUUUAUAAUGUGUGGUACAUUGUUAUUGCUGAAUGAAGAGCAGUUGUAUGUAGUUCCUAUCUACUACUACUAUACACAGCACAAAGACAUCCUCCAGUGCAUAUGGUGGUGCACUCAGUGUAAACACUACCGUACAAUUCAUUUGAUGCAAUAUAAACCACAAUCUUUGAGAAUUGUAUUUAUUACUAUGAUUACUCCAGGCUGAAAUGAUAAUGUUGUAUUAUGUACUUUAGAAGAUUGUAUGUAUACUGACAGAAGGAUGUCUGAAACUUUAUAGUGUGUACUGCCUGUGAAGCUGGGACUAUUUGACAGUUUCAUUUUCUAUAUUUCAUGUUUAGAUUGUGAUAUAGAUAUAUAUAUAUAUAUAUAUAUAUUUCCUUCAUGAUGACUCUGGGUUGUUAAUCUCCCAUGCUUUUUCUACAUGAAUGUUUCACAUGGCUCACACGCCAACAUUGCUGGUUGUCCUAUAUGCUUCAAUUACUAUAUUUUUACUGUGUAUGAUAUGUUCAUAUGUAAAUAGGAGUCACGGAAAUGCCUUCUCAUGCAAUAUGUGCUGCCUGUCCUUGCUACAAUGUUUCAGUUGUGUGGUGGUGAUGUUUUCAUGUCAGAUUUCAAAGAAUUAAAAAUAUUUUCUAAAUCUUA
Messenger RNA from Betta splendens (Siamese fighting fish), 4727 nucleotides. Its product is annotated as phosphatidylinositol 4-phosphate 5-kinase type-1 alpha-like. The transcript has 16 exons. Lineage: Eukaryota; Metazoa; Chordata; Actinopteri; Anabantiformes; Osphronemidae. Gene Ontology annotation, biological process: phosphatidylinositol metabolic process. The coding region runs from base 108 to 1895 and encodes 595 amino acids. Gene Ontology annotation, molecular function: phosphatidylinositol kinase activity. The record is from RefSeq and is a predicted model, not a curated record.